Messenger RNA from Bactrocera latifrons, 378 nucleotides. RefSeq lists its product as uncharacterized. The transcript has a single exon. NCBI's taxonomy places the organism in Eukaryota, Metazoa, Arthropoda, Insecta, Diptera, Tephritidae. The coding region runs from base 85 to 378 and encodes 97 amino acids. The record is from RefSeq and is a predicted model, not a curated record.
UUAAGAACAACGAAAAACUCCGAAAACUACGUGUAACAGUUAAUAUCAUCACUAACGACAAAAUCAUCACAACAAAUCAUAGCAAUGUCCAGCAAACAGCAAGCCACUCCCGGUACUUCGCUCACCUACGACGUUUUCAUGCAUUUGGAGGAGCUGCGGCGUCCAACUCAGCAGCCAUUGCGUCUGAGCAAAUCGAAAGUGGCGCUGACCACGCAUCUCAUCACCGAAAACAUACAGAACAUACAAAAGUGCAGCAACGCCGAUUUGAAGGCCAUCACACGGGAGCUGCAAUUCAAGGAGCAGUUGCGCAAGCAAAUCAGCAGCUUGAAAGCCGCAGCAAAGCAGAGUCCAAACAGCAAUCCACUCAAGAGCGCGUAG